AUGAACAAAUUUUUGGAAUCCUUCAAGCCAGAAAUUUUAGUUGAACAGCGCGUAAAAGUGCAUGACCAACUAAUUACUACUCCCAUUUCUGCUGCUCUCAUUGUAACUGCCACUAUUAGAACUAAUUUUGCAACUACUACUAAAGUUCUCACCAGAAGAACAAUUACUGUUGAAGAAAUAGAACAGAAGCGAAACUAUCACUGCUAUCGUGCGCAACGGCAAAUUCCAUCGUUGAAGAUAUUAGAGUCAGUACUAUUUCCCUUAAUUAUUAUCUUCUAUAGUUUGGUAACAUCACUAUCAGCAGCUACCACAAAUCUUCCACCGACUGUCACAAGCCGUUUCAGUGAACAAGAAAUUCAACUUUUAAGGGAAGCGUUCUUGAGAAAAUUUGGAAUGAAAGAGCAGCCAAAACAAAUCAAGCCAACGAUACCGGUUCCAUACUAUAUGUGGAGUAUUUAUGAAAAUGUGAAGAAGGAAGAUAUAGCUUGGGUUCGACAUUAUUAUCCACAUAGUAUUAUGGAAUUAGAUAAUAGUACCCUGCUACUUCAAUAUGAUCUAUCGGUUACUGUACGAAAUAUCACCAAUGAGAUAGUUAAUCGAGCAGAACUGAAACUAAAAUUGCGAAAUGAGAAUAAUCGAAAACAUAUCAAGAUUUAUGAAGUUGAUCAGAGAAAUUCCGAAAUAUGGAGGUUAAUCGAUGCUAAGUUUAUUGAGAGUGAUUUUCGGGAAAAUUACCAAUGGGUAGAAAUGGAUGUCACAGAAGCAAUACGUAGGAAACGACCGGAUAUGAAUAAAAUUGAUUUCGCUAUGAAAUUAUCGAGCAGUCUUUUGACAACAUAUGCUAGCACAUCACAUCAGCCAACAUCAUAUUCCAUCUCGCCGUACGAUUGGAAGCAAGCCUCUGCACUGGUCAUUUAUGUUCAAACUGAUGACACUGCCAGGGUGCGAAAAAAACGGAAAGCAAAUACGCGACGACGACAUCAACAUAAAAAACACGAUCAUAGAUCAACUAACAAAAAUUACUGUCGCCGUACCCAACUUUUAGUUGAUUUUAAUGAGUUGAACUGGCAGGAUUGGAUUUUGGCUCCGUCAAGCUAUAGUGCCUACCAAUGUCAGGGUGAAUGCCCGAAUCCGCUGACUAGCCAUUUCAACACGACGAAUCACGCCAUAGUACAAGGCCUUAUCAACUCAGUGGAUCCAAGCCUAGUGCCAGCCCCAUGUUGUGUCCCAACUGAAAUGGAAUCUCUAGCAAUCCUUUAUAUCGAUGUUGAAGGUAAAAUUGUCAUCAAGAACUAUCCCGAUAUGGAAGUACUCAGUUGUGGAUGCCGAUAG
This is a messenger RNA of Loa loa (African eye worm), 1332 nucleotides long. Its product is annotated as LjBmp2/4b. The coding region runs from base 1 to 1332 and encodes 443 amino acids. The record is from RefSeq and is a predicted model, not a curated record. Gene Ontology annotation, molecular function: cytokine activity; growth factor activity. Gene Ontology annotation, biological process: SMAD protein signal transduction; BMP signaling pathway. The transcript has 7 exons. Gene Ontology annotation, cellular component: extracellular region. Lineage: Eukaryota; Metazoa; Nematoda; Chromadorea; Rhabditida; Onchocercidae.